Messenger RNA from Zootermopsis nevadensis, 2082 nucleotides. NCBI's taxonomy places the organism in Eukaryota, Metazoa, Arthropoda, Insecta, Blattodea, Termopsidae. The record is from RefSeq and is a predicted model, not a curated record.
UUCUGAGCUACAAGAUUUUCCCUUUGCUGCCAUCUAUGGGAAGCAUAUAAAAUUAUUUCCAGAAAACAAAAUUGUUACAACCAAUGUAUCAGAUGGUGGAAAGAUUACUUAAUGUUGGCAAUCUGUUCUUUAUAACAUUAAGCUAUUAGCUAUGUUCAUGUCUACAUCAAACAUAGAAAUGUAAGUUUUUUGCAUUUGUGUAUUAAUUUAAACAUGCAUACAAUUUGUCUGACCACCAGGCAGUGAAGUUAUAUCACAAAAUAUUAUUUUGUUCUAUGUAGUCUGUCUUAUUACACAUUUUUUAUAGAAAUGACCAGAAUAAAACAAAUGUAUUCUAAAGAUAUCCCUUAAUCUAUUUCAGGGUUGUACAAAAGGGUUGUUUUUUAAGAAUUUUAAAAAAGUAUCUUAUAUUUUAUCAUGCCAGCAAAAAGCAACCAAAAAACAAUCUAAUUCUUGUGAAGGUCUGCAUGGUAAACUUACAAUAAACGUUGUCAAGCUAUUUUGGUUUAGUCUGUUUUAUUUUUAAAAGCCACUUUAAAUAAGGGCCUGAGUUUUGUGUACAUCUCUCUGAGUUCCAUGAUAGAAGUGCCAUGUUUGUAGUUGCCAAGGUAACAUAUUUAUUUAUUGAUUUAUGUUAAGAGGUAUUUGAACAGAUAUUGUCUUUAUACUCUAUUCAGGAUCAUUGUUUAUUUGAAAAUGGGCCUGAUGAUUUUGUGAAUUGUUUAAAAUGAGUACCAGAACUACAAUAACUAAUACAUCUACAUUGAGCACUCCAAGAUCCUCUUCUCAUUCUGAAGAAGAGGUUUCUAUAGUGGUUGAUGCAGAAGCUGAAGCAGAGGAACCUGCUGUGCCAUUCUAUACAGAUGAACAGUUAGAAUUAUUGGUGAGGGAAGUCAAACAUUAUGCUACUCUGACUGAUGUUCAGAAUGAUGUCUGGAAUGUGAAUGUAGAGAAUGUUAUCAAAGACUAUUUCUUGAGCAAGUCUGCUUGGGUACUAAGCAUUUAUCCUGAUGACGUUACAUUAGCAGCAGCAUUAGGGCCUCCAACAGUCCCUGUUAAAUAUUUGAUAUACUUCGUGAAGGAUCCUACUGAUGUUAUAACACCAGAGAAUUUCUGUGAAUUUGUUACAUUUGGGACAGCAACUGAUAGCAUUGAAGGGGCAAUGCUUGAUGUUCUACAAUAUGUCUAUUCCCCAAGAUACUUCAUGAAUACAUCAUGGCCUAAUGGUAUCCUUUAUGUGUGAUCAGUUUUUGUAAUGACUUCAAUAAUGAGGACAAAUUUAGAGUGUUUAAUGGUAUUUGACUGUUGCCCAUUUGGGUUUAAGAAAAGACUGUUUCUAUUAUAACACCAUCAUUGCAACAAAUGUGGGAUGAUGCAUGCCAUCCAGAUGUAUUACAAGUCUGCAAGAUAAAAAUGUUAAAGAUGGCUUCUUAUACUCUGCCUUUAAAAACUUGUUCAUUUGUACACAUUACCAAACCAGCAUCUUUUAUAAGAAAUGUAACUGCAUUACAGACCAGUGUGAGAAAGCAGACAUGGAAAACUUUGUACAGGUGGCAUUACUGGAAGUAAAUUCAUAUAAGACCUACACUUGCUUAAAGCUGGUUAGACUGCAGUAUAAAAAAUAAACAUUUUAUCCAUUUAUUACAAGUAUUAAGUUUUGUAUGUCCCUCAGAGAGAAUAACAGAGACUGAAGGGGAUAUUUAAUUUUACUACAGUGUUCAGGUAUUAUUUUAAUACUAUUAUAAUAUGACACAUCAGAGGUGACAGGAAUGAACUUUUUUGUAUUAAACAGUAAUACAGUUUAUUGGAGCAUUAUCUUUGCAUAUCAUAUUGAAAAUACUAAUGGUAUAAAAUGUAUUUAUAGCGUGAAUUAAAUGUGAAACAUUUUCAGUGACUGAAGUCAGAUUCCUGUCGAACACACCAACACAAAACCACCUGACUCCAUACUCAUGCCAAAUGCAGACUCUUCCAUACCCCACCAUAGUCUAAUUUGCAUGUCUUGCUACCAGAGAUGCUACUGUCAGAACAUAUUUUAAUUAAUUUCUUCUGCAUUGUGUGAAUGGUGCACUUGCACAUUCAAGC